Xiphophorus hellerii (green swordtail) is the source of this 692-nucleotide messenger RNA. It is a transcript of the gene dazl, whose product is annotated as deleted in azoospermia-like. NCBI's taxonomy places the organism in Eukaryota, Metazoa, Chordata, Actinopteri, Cyprinodontiformes, Poeciliidae. The record is from RefSeq and is a predicted model, not a curated record. Bases 1 to 672 code for a protein of 223 amino acids. Gene Ontology annotation, cellular component: cytoplasm. The transcript has 9 exons. Gene Ontology annotation, biological process: 3'-UTR-mediated mRNA stabilization; positive regulation of translational initiation. Gene Ontology annotation, molecular function: translation activator activity; mRNA 3'-UTR binding.
AUGGCCGCCAUGUUAGACAGUGAUUUCAACAAGCCAAGAACCAUUACCCAGACUGUACCUUCUUUGAAGUUAUCUAAUGGAUACAUUCUGCCAGAGGGCAGACUGACCCCCAACGCCCUUUUUGUGGGUGGGAUCGACAUGAAGGUGGAUGAAAAUGAAAUGCGUGACUUCUUUACAAGAUAUGGCAAUGUCAAGGAAGUAAAAAUAAUCACGUACCGUGGAGGGGUUUGCAAAGGGUACGGGUUUGUGUAUUUCAAUGAAGAUGUCAACAUUCAGUCAAUCAUUGAGCAACAGAUCAGUUUUAAAGGGCGGAAACUCAAGCUGGGCCCUGCAAUCAUGAAGCAACGGAGUCCACGAUCCAUACCAUCCCGUCUGGUUGGUUCCACUCCUUGGAUGAGUCCUAGCCAAUAUAUCUACUGUGCGUGUUGCUCACCAAUGGGAGGAGGGGUUACACAGCCCUCACCUGUCUACAGCGGAGGCAACCCGUACAAUCAGCCGUACUCCUACAGCAGCUUCAGCGGGGUGAUGGUUCCACAGAUGCCGAUGAGCUACGCACAGAAUCCCUACCCCUACCAGUACACCCCAGCUCCCUGGACCCCAGACCAAAGGACUCGGCCUGUCAAUCAGAGCUUUGUGGAUUGUGGAGUCCAGACUAUGUUGACUGUGCUGUAGUUGAAAGCUACUGAGCUUUC